Glarea lozoyensis ATCC 20868 is the source of this 2769-nucleotide messenger RNA. Its product is annotated as Ribosomal protein S5 2-like protein. The coding region runs from base 1 to 2769 and encodes 922 amino acids. Gene Ontology annotation, molecular function: ATP-dependent peptidase activity; ATP binding; ATP hydrolysis activity. Lineage: Eukaryota; Fungi; Ascomycota; Leotiomycetes; Helotiales; Helotiaceae. The record is from RefSeq and is a predicted model, not a curated record. Gene Ontology annotation, biological process: protein processing; protein targeting to peroxisome; protein catabolic process. The transcript is spliced from 9 exons. Gene Ontology annotation, cellular component: peroxisomal matrix.
AUGGCACCAUCAAAGGCUGUGAGCCUUCCUUUAAUACCAUUAGCAAAAGAUACAGUCCUGUUACCGGGAAUCGUCCUGCGGAUACCAGUCGCCGGCAAUCGAUCCGACAUACCUGCACUGUUAUCCAAUAUAUAUAGCAAAGCUGCAACGAGGACGCCGAGCCAGCGCCUGGAGAAUGUCAAUGUUGCAUGCGUCCCGUUGACCUCGAAUUACCUAAACAACCAUGGGCAAAGAAUGAUAACACAAGAUGAGCGGGAUGGAAGACCAAAGGAACGGAUGGACAUCAACCCUGCGACUGCUACAAGAGAAGAUCUUUUUGGAUAUGGGGUGGCGGCCAAGAUAUCUGGUGUAGAAGGCAAAGGAACGGGGGAGUUUGCAUUAUUGGUUGAGGGUAUUGCUAGAAUUAAGAUCGAGAGGAUCACGCAGGAGCGCCCAUUCUUCGAGGCAGAUGUUGUUUAUCAAUACGAUGAGGCUAUUUCCCCAGAAGACAUUGCGAUUCAAGGCCUCUUUGCGCACCUCAAGCAGCUAUCGCGUGAGCUUCUCACUCUUUUACGCCUUUCAUCCUUACUACCUCGAAAUGGAGGGCCUGCCAGCUUAUCACCAGUGCUUGCUCGACGCCUCGAACUAUACAUUGCGAAGAAAGGAAUCCAAGAUGCGGGGUUAUUGGCAGAUUUCAUGACAAAUAUCGUUGAAGCUUCAUUUGAGGAAAAGUUGCAAAUCUUAGCUGCACUGGAUGUGAAGGAUCGGUUAGAAAAGGCUAUCGCUCUUUUGCAGCGGCAGGUGGGCAACAUCAAGAAUAAUGUUAGCAUCACGACCUUCACAAGCACAAGUUUCCCAGCCAACAGCGACAUGGAAAAGUUGAACAGCCAUCGAACUCGAAGGUCUGGGAUGUCGGGAAUGCCUCUACCGGGUUUGGGUGGCAUGGGCGGAGGGCCACCUGAAGAAGACCAGGAACCGAAUGAAAUGGAAGAAUUAAAGAAGAAACUUGAUGAGGCUCAGAUGACUCCUGAAGCAGCGAAAGUUGCUGACCGGGAGAUGAAGCGGCUCAAGAAGAUGUCGCCCGCUCAAGCAGAAUAUCAGGUUACAAGAAAUUAUCUGGAGAAUUUGGCAGAGAUACCGUGGACUGCAAUGACCGAAGACAAGCUAGGUGUAGAAACACUCGGUCGAGCGAGAAAGCAGUUUGACGAUGAUCAUUAUGGCCUGGAAAAGGUGAAGAAACGUUUACUUGAGUAUCUCGCUGUACUGAAACUCAAGCAAUCUAUCAACCAAGAUGUGGACACGCAAGUGGCAAAAGCAGAGGAAGAUAAAACACUCGAAAAGGUGGAAAUCCUUAAGAGCAAGAGAAUGAUUGACAAAUCGCCAAUUCUUCUCCUGGCUGGUCCACCAGGUGUUGGUAAAACAAGUCUGGCGAAGUCUGUUGCAACGGCGUUGGGCAGGAAAUUCCACAGAAUCUCCUUGGGAGGAGUUAGAGACGAAGCCGAGAUUCGGGGUCAUCGACGAACUUACGUUGCGGCCAUGCCGGGUCUCAUUGUGCAAGGCCUGAAAAAAGUUGGUGUAUCAAACCCAGUAUUCCUUCUUGACGAGAUCGACAAAGUCGGUACGUCGAAUUUCCACGGCGACCCUUCCGCGGCAAUGCUUGAAGUUCUAGACCCUGAACAGAACCACACAUUUACCGAUCACUAUGUCAACAUCCCAAUUGAUCUCAGCAAAGUUCUGUUCAUUGCCACGGCCAAUAGUCUAGAAACAAUCCCACCACCACUACUCGAUCGUAUGGAAAUGAUCAAUCUUUCUGGCUACACCACUCUUGAAAAGCGACAUAUCGCUCUUCAGCACCUUAUUCCUAAGCAAAUUAAAACAAGCAAGUUCCCUCCAAUAUUGAGACACCUCAAUUCUAACAUUUUCGUAGAUGGUCUCGGAGACGGACAGGUCGAGUUCAACCAAGACGUCGUGUCGAAAAUUAUCGAGUCCUACACACGUGAAGCUGGCGUUCGGAAUCUCGAGCGUGAAAUUGGUUCGGUAUGCCGUGCCAAAGCCGUGGAGUAUGCUGAGGCGAAAGAUUCCGGUGAUAUGGAGAAGUACAAACCACAACUUUCUAUAGAUGAUAUUGAGGAGAUUCUGGGAAUUGAGAAGUUUGACGAGGAAAUCGCAGAGAAAACUAGUCGUCCUGGAAUCGUAACUGGUCUCGUGGCGUACAGUUCGGGCGGAAACGGGAGCAUACUUUUCAUUGAGGUAGCUGAUAUGCCGGGCAGCGGGCGAGUGCAGCUUACGGGCAAACUUGGGGAUGUACUCAAGGAAAGUGUGGAGGUUGCACUGAGUUGGGUCAAGGCACAUGCUUACGAGCUGGGUCUCACGCAUGAUCCAUCCGAGGACAUUAUGAAGAAACGUAGUAUCCACGUGCAUUGUCCUUCAGGGGCGAUUCCCAAAGAUGGACCUUCGGCUGGUAUGGCACAUACUAUUGCGCUUAUAUCCUUGUUCUCUGGCAAACCGGUACCUCCAACCAUGGCCAUGACUGGUGAGAUAUCUCUUCGUGGCCGUGUGACUGCCGUUGGAGGGAUUAAGGAAAAGUUGAUUGGUGCUCUUCGUGCGGGCGUCAAGACUGUACUGUUGCCAGCCCAGAACAGGAAAGAUGCCAAAGAUCUUCCCCAGGAAGUCAAGGAUGGUUUAGAGAUCAUCCACGUUAGGCAUAUCUGGGAGGCCAUGCGCUACGUUUGGCCAGAAGCACAUUGGCCCGGCGAGGAGAACUUUGCUGGUAUUGAAAGUCAGCUAUAG